Molecule: messenger RNA, 525 nt
Organism: Pseudozyma hubeiensis SY62
Lineage: Eukaryota; Fungi; Basidiomycota; Ustilaginomycetes; Ustilaginales; Ustilaginaceae
Product: respiratory chain complexes assembly protein
Exons: 2
Coding region: 1-525 (174 amino acids)
Source: RefSeq, a predicted model, not a curated record
AUGUUGGCAAAAGUCUCGGAAGAGCCGACACUUACGGAUCCUGAUGGAGCGACGAGCCCACGAAACGGAUCCCGCAGCAGCACAAGGGCCCAGCAGUCAACAAAGGAAGAGCCGGCUCUUGUUCUGAGCAAUCGGAACGCUUCCGAUAUGAGUCAGGGAAGGACAAGAGACCGAGCUGGAAAUCUGACAGGAGGACCUGCGGACCGGAGCCUCGUCUGGGAGCGUGAGCGGCAGCCAGCACCAGAGCGUGAACCGGAGAAGGGAGUAGGAGGCCACACACGACAUCAGGCGCCACUUCCGAAGGACGUCCGGGUUCCCCUUACUUCGGGUCGUUCGCGGAUGAUUGAGCUUAAGGCUAGUGCAGGCAUCGUCUGUGAAGGAACUGGGAACGUUCUGUGCCGCGAAGCAAAGAUGACGUUAGGUGCUGAAUCAGAAGCCCUUGUCCACAACGAGCCGAAACGUAGUGGAUCAAGUGAACGGCACAUCCAGAACAAUCGGUCGCCUCUUGCUUCGUGUGACCACUGA